UACAGAAUAUGACCUCAAAGGAGGAGCCAAAGUAUCAGACACCACCCACCUGCGAUCUGCUCAGCCUUCUGUUGAAGAACAGACGCCCCACUGGAGCUGUCAAUGAGGUUUGGCCCAACCUCUACAUUGGAGAUGCGGCUGCAGCUAAGGAUAAAACCCUGCUAGUUAAACUGGAAAUAACACACGUGGUGAAUGCUGCAGAUGGCCACCAGCACAUUGACACCGGGCCAGGUUUCUACAAAGACGCCAACAUACUGUAUCAUGGAGUAGAAGCACCAGACUGUAAAGAUUUUGACUUGAGCCCUUUCUUCACUGAGACGGCUGAUUUUAUUCAUGGCACUCUGAGUCAGAAAGGAAAGGUGCUCGUCCACUGUGCUCGAGGAAUCAGCCGCUCAGCAGCUCUUGUAUUGGCCUUCCUCAUGAUCAAAGAAAGGCUUACACUGGUGGAGGCUGGCUGCUUCACAACAAGCUGCCAGAAUGAUGAAAACCAAAUUCCCGAGAAGGAAAACGAAGGGCUUCAGUCUCUGGCAAAUAAAUCAUGUGUGAGAGGAAGCCACAGUGAGAAAAUGGCUUCUCGCGAGUCAAAGACUGGCACAAAGAUAAAUGUUACUCGAGCAGCAGAGGAAUCCAGUCCAGUGGAUGAUUAUUCCACACCUGGGGGCUAUGAGCUGGAGAAAAUCCUCAACCGAGGGAGUGUGGCUUACACUCAUGUCAACGAGGUUUGGCCUAAUGUCUUUAUUGGAGACGAGGAGACUGCGAAGGACAAGUACAAACUGAAGAGGCUGGGAAUUACGCACAUCCUGAAUGCAGCAGAGGGGACAUGGAACAGUGUGGACACUGGACCUGGUUACUACAGUGACAUGGACAUUGUAUACUAUGGUGUAGUAGCAGAGGACGUCGCAACCUUUGACCUCAGCCAGUAUUUUUUCUCUGCUGCCCAGUUUAUUCAGAAGACACUGAGCAGUUCUCAGAAUAAACUGCUGGUGCACUGUGUGAUGGGAAGGAGUCGGUCAGCCACACUUUUCCUUGCCUAUCUCAUGAUUUGUGAGAACAUGACAGUGGUCGAUGCCAUAGAGCAUGUAAAGAAACGCAGGCGCAUCAUCCCUAACUGGGGCUUCCUGAAGCAGCUGAGAGAGCUGGACCAGCACCUCCUGGAGAAAAGGAGAGACUCUACGGGGGAGAGCUGAUCAGUUUGAGUCUUAAGUCAGAGGAGACGAAGUCAAGUCCUAGGUCUUAAGACAUGUCCACGUCACGUUACAAGCUACAGCCAUGUGAAAAGUGUUCACUGGAUUCUAGGCAGUCCUCUUAAAAAUUAAGUGCACCCCUGCUGCUCCCAUAGGAAUUAAGAGGGUAAGUAGCAGCCAGGUGCUGCUAAUCAAAUUCACUUAAUUAACUGAUCAUCAGCAACAGUGCGCACCUCUACAAAAGCUGAAGUUUUGGCAAUUUGUUGAUCUGGAGCAUUUGGGUGUGUUAACACAAUACCAAGGAGGAAAGACGCCAACAAUGAUCUUAAAGAAGCGAUUGUUGCUGCCCAUCAAUCUCAGAAGGAUUAUUAAGGCCAUAUCCAAGCAACUUGAAGUCCAUCAUUCUACUGCAUGAUUAUUCAAGAUUAUUCACAACAUUCAAGACAGUUGCCAAUCUUCCCAGGAGCUGAUGUCCCAGCAAA
Messenger RNA from Archocentrus centrarchus (flier cichlid), 1666 nucleotides. RefSeq names its product inactive dual specificity phosphatase 27-like. Gene Ontology annotation, cellular component: cytoplasm. Gene Ontology annotation, biological process: protein dephosphorylation; negative regulation of MAPK cascade. Bases 9 to 1187 code for a protein of 392 amino acids. The record is from RefSeq and is a predicted model, not a curated record. Gene Ontology annotation, molecular function: protein tyrosine/serine/threonine phosphatase activity; MAP kinase phosphatase activity. The transcript has 7 exons. Lineage: Eukaryota; Metazoa; Chordata; Actinopteri; Cichliformes; Cichlidae.